Messenger RNA from Diatraea saccharalis (sugarcane borer), 6486 nucleotides. NCBI's taxonomy places the organism in Eukaryota, Metazoa, Arthropoda, Insecta, Lepidoptera, Crambidae. The record is from the annotation of a GenBank genome assembly.
GCGGAGAGCCUGAACUGUGGCAUGGCUCUGCGCGCUUUGUUUAUCGUGUGGGCGCUUAUCGUCGGCGGCGGCGCCGUUUAUAACAGGGAGCGUGACCGCCUUCGCGCCGAUCCUCGUCUGCUAGAUCGUGCUUGUGAACUGAGUUCCUGUUAUCCUGCUACGGGCAAUUUGCUGAUAGGACGUGAAUCCCGACUUUUCGCCUCUUCGACAUGUGGCCUCUACGGCCGUGAGCGCUACUGCAUCGUUUCUCAUUUAGAGGACCGAAAAAAAUGCUUCUGGUGUGACUCUACCAAUAAUACAAUACACAAUCCAAACUUGAAUCAUCGAAUACAGAAUAUAAUUUACAAGUUUUACCCGGGAACGAGAAACAAAUCUUGGUGGCAAUCAGAAAAUGGCAAGGAAAAUGUUUCGAUUCAACUGGAUAUGGAAGCCGAAUUUCAUCUUACUCAUUUGAUUAUAAAGUUCAAAACGUUUCGACCGGCGGCUAUGUUAGUAGAGAGGUCUUUUGAUUUUGGAAAAACUUGGCGCGUUUAUAGAUACUUUGCAUAUAAUUGCGAUGAAUCUUUCCCUGGUAUUCCAAAACACUCCCAACGAUCUUUGACCGAAGUUGUUUGUGAAUCUCGAUACUCAGGAGUCGCUCCUUCCACAGAGGGCGAUGUAAUAUUUAGAGUAUUGCCCGCAAACAUAAAUGUUACGAAUCCAUAUUCCGAAGAAGUGCAAAACUUAUUACGAAUGACAAAUCUACGAAUAAAUUUUACGAAAUUACACACACUCGGUGACGAUCUUCUUGAUAACAGAGCUGAAAUACACGAAAAAUACUACUACUCCAUAUAUGAAAUGACUGUGCGCGGUUCAUGUUCCUGUUAUGGUCAUGCGUCUCGAUGUUUACCAAUGCCCGGAGUGGAAUCGAAAAAUAAUAUGGUGCAUGGCCGCUGUGAGUGUACUCAUAAUACGCGGGGACUGAACUGUGAAUAUUGUGAAGACUUUUAUAAUGAUUUACCUUGGCAACCGGCGGUAGGAAAAACGUCAAAUGCUUGUAAACGGUGUACAUGCAACAAUCACGCUACUACUUGCCAUUUCGAUCCUGCUGUUUAUAAUAAAACUGGUAAAAUAAGUGGGGGAGUUUGUGAUAAUUGUCAACAUAAUACAAUGGGAUUAAAUUGUGAACGGUGCAAACCUAAGUACUAUAAAGACCCGAACUUGGAUAUACAAAGUCCCGAUAUUUGUAAACAAUGUGACUGUGAUCCCGACGGUACAACUGAUAAGGAAAUUCUUUGUGACGAUGAAACAGACCCGGUGUACAACAAAACUGCUGGGCGUUGUCUUUGCAAACUAAAUGUAGAUGGCUUAAGGUGUGAUAGAUGUAGGGACGGUUAUUGGAAUUUUGAUCCUAAAAAUCCAGAUGGUUGUAUUUCAUGUACUUGUAAUAGUCUAGGUACAAUUAAUGAAAGAGGAUGUGAUCAAUUAACAGGCAAUUGCUUCUGCAAACGUCAUGUCACAGGUAGGAAUUGUGAUCAGUGCUUACCUGAGUUUUAUGGCCUAUCCGACACUGAUGACGGCUGCUUACCUUGUGAUUGUGAUGUGGGCGGUUCCAUCGACAGAGACUGUGAUGUUAUAACGGGACAAUGUAAAUGUCGGCCAAAUGUAACAGGACGCAGAUGUGAUCAACCUAUACAAAAUUUCUUUGUGGGAGCUCUCGACUCUAUAAUCAUAGAAGGUGAGUCAAGUCAAUGUGAUUCUCAAAUAGACGAUAAUGCUAUACAAAGUCAAGUUUGUCAUGUUGUUAUUAGAGAAAACUUCCCAGAAGGAAGAGAAACAUGGACAGGUCCUGGAUUUAUGAAAAUACCAGAAGGCAGUACCUUGGUGUUUGUCGUCAAUAAUCUAAAAACUAGUAUGAAUUAUAACGUGUUGAUUAGGUAUGAACCACAGUCACCUAUGAACUGGGAAGAAGCAACUAUAUUAGUGAAGAGGCUUUUACCAAUAAGUUCUGAUUCGCCUUGUGCAAAUGUUCGCCCUGAAGAUGAUACUGUUUAUACGAACUUACCAGCUAAUCAGCGUAGUGUUCUUGUAAAACCAGCAGUUUGUUUAGAAAAAGACAAAGAAACUGAAAUCAGGAUUUAUUUAGGAAGACAAGAUGGUCAUACUUCAAAUUCUAGAGCUUCAGUUUUAAUUGAUUCGAUUGUACUUAUUCCAUCGUUCGAAGACUUGCCAUUUUUAGCUAAUGGAAGCUCCAUGAGAGAAGAGUUCGAUAGAUAUGAUUGUGGUAAUGCAUAUUAUUAUAGUCUCAAUAGAGAUACAGUACCAGAAAUUUGUAAAAAGUAUCAUGCUAGUAUAGGUUUUUAUAUACGAAACGGUACUGAAUCAUGUCAAUGUGACCCAUCGGGAUCAAAAAGUCAUCAAUGCAAUCCCUAUACAGGAUACUGCCAAUGUGUUGAAAACAUUGUAGGACCAAGGUGUGAUCGCUGUGCCCCUGGAACCUAUGGAUUUAGUAAAUUUGGUUGCAAACGUUGUGAUUGUAAUAGCAUAGGAUCACUUGAUAAUUUUUGUGAUGCUACAAGUGGACAAUGCAGAUGUAGAGCUAAUACUUAUGGACGCGCUUGUGACUUAUGUCAACCAGGCUAUUUCAACUUUCCUAAUUGCCAGCAAUGUGAAUGUAAUGGACAUGCAGUGGAAUGUGAUGAUAAAACAGGUGCUUGUAAAGAAUGCACAGAUUACACUGAAGGACAUCGUUGUGAAAGAUGUGUUGAUGGAUACUAUGGAGAUCCACGCCUUGGUGUAGAUAUCUCUUGUCGGCCUUGUCCCUGCCCGGGUGUUAUUGGAGAUUCGAAUAAAAAUAGCCACGCUGAUCGGUGUGAGUUAGACCCUGAUACUAAGGAUGUAGUUUGUGACUGCAAGGAGGGUUAUGCAGGUCUCCUCUGUGAUGUCUGUGCUGAUAAUUAUUAUGGAGACCCUAUAAAAGGAACAUGUGAAAAAUGUGAAUGCAAUGAUAACAUUGAUAUCACUAAACCAGGAAAUUGUGAUCCAUAUACAGGAAAAUGUUUGCAGUGCUUACAUAACACAGCUGGAGAUAACUGCGAAGUCUGUCAAAAAGGUUAUUAUGGAAAUGCCAUUGAAAAAUCGUGUAAUAAAUGUAACUGUUCGGUUUUAGGUACGAAUUUUACAAUAGGAAACUGUGAUGGUAUAACUGGACAAUGUCCUUGUUUCAAUAAUGUGAUGGGAAUCAAUUGUGAUCAGUGUACAGAAAAUCACUGGAGAAUAGCUUUGGGGACAGGAUGUGAUCCCUGUGACUGUGACCCAAUUGGAUCUUUAUCUCCUCAGUGUAAUCCAUAUAUCGGAAAAUGUGAUUGCAUACCAGGACACGGUGGUAGACAAUGUGAUCAAUGUCAAGAAAACUUCUGGGGAAAUCCUAACGUAGAGUGUCAUGAAUGUAAAUGUAAUAUAUAUGGAUCACUAUCACAACAGUGUAUGCGAGAAAAUGGUUCAUGUAUUUGUAGACCAGGUAUAGGUGGAUAUAAUUGUGACACUUGUGCAAGAGGCUACCUCGGCGAGGCACCAAACUGUUAUGCAUGUGGCGAAUGUUUUGAUAACUGGGAUAGACUUAUAAAUGAUCUACGAAUUCAAACUGAAUUUGCUAUUGCCAAUGCCAGUAAAAUAAAAGUUGUUGGUGCGACAGGCGCUUACACAAGAGAUUUUGAUGAAAUGACAAAGAAGUUAACGGAUGUAGAAAAUAUGCUUUUAAGUGCCAAACAAGGACAAAAAACCGUAAGAUAUUUAUUAGCUAAUAUAACCACGUUGCAAGAACAGCUUAUUGCAGCCGAAGAAAAAGUAAAAGUAAGCAAUGACCAUCUUAAUGAAGUCACAUCUAAAAUUAAUUUAGGUAAUGUUACUUUGGAUGGCCUAAGAAAAAGUAUAGAUAUCUUAAAGUUGAAAACUAUUGAUUUAGGUAAUAAUGCAACCAAACUACAAGAAGCCAAUUUAGAAGGAGCUUUAAACUUAACCCGUGAGGCAAAGCAGAGGGCAACAAAGGCAUCUGAUGAAGCAGAAAGUGUUCAAACAAUAAUUGCCAAUACUGAUAGACAAAUAAAAAAUACAGAUCGUCUUAUAGAACUUCAGUAUAUGCACUUUAAUAAUACUCAAAAUGAAAACGAUAAAAAACUUGAUGAUAUACAAAGUCAGCUAUCUAACUUGGAGUCUCGUGUGCCGAAAUUGAAUGAAAAAAUGUGUGGUCAAGAAAGUGAUAACUGUGAUAUAUGCGGUGGAGCUGGUUGUGGAAAAUGUGGUGGAAUAUCCUGUGAUCAAGGUGCAGUUACUAAAGCAGAGCAAGCAUUAGAUUUUGCAAAUAAAACUGAACAUCGGAUUAAGGAACACGAACUAACGGCAGAAGACUUAUUUAGAUCAAUUUCUCAGGUGAAACAAGAUACUAUUUUUGUCCGGACUAAAGCAAAGGAUUUAUUUAAUAGAGCAAAUGAUUUUAAAUCAUCAUCUGAGAGAAUAACAAAUGAAAGUAUUGGAUUAACUGCUGACUUGAAAGAGUUUUUGUCUAAUACGUCUAAUACCCCAGCUGAUGUUAGAACCUUGGCAAAUGAAAUAUUAAAUCUUUCAAUAAGUAUCGAACCAAAAGAGAUAACGGAAUUAUCGCAAAGAAUCAAUUCAACUGUAUCACAACUGACGAAUAUUGAAAAUAUAAUAACUGAAACCAAACCGGAUUUGGAAAGAGCGAAAGCUCUCAAGCAAAAUGCUACAGCUGUAAAUAAAUCUGCGAAUCUUACUUUGGAAAUGGCAAAUAAAGUUUUAAAAGCAUUGGAUGAAGCACAAGCUGCACAAGACGCCGCAGAAAAUGCUAUCAACAAGGCCAAUAGUGACAUCAAAGCUGCAAAAGGUGACUUAGUACCCAUAGCUCAAGAAACUGAACAGGCUCAGAAAAAAGCAAACGAAACAAAAGACGAAGUGGAAGCAUUAAGAUUGCGACUCUCAGAUUUACAAAAAAAUAUAUUGAAAAUUGAAAGCGAUGCUGAGCAAGUGAAACAAGAGGCUAAUGAUGUUGUCAAUAGAGCAGAAGGCGCCGAAUUAAAAGCUAGGCAAUUGCGACAGGAUUUCAAACAAACAAACAUGUCCCUUUCUGAGCGCGCUAGUCAAACCUCAAAUUCCAGAGAACGCGCUCAAUUAUUGCUGAAUCGUGCUACAAAACUAGCUAGUGAAACACAAAUGCAACUAAAGCUACUUGCUAACAUGGAAGAACUGUAUAACGACCACAACGCACAGUUAAAUACACUAGAAAAGGAAAUUGGAGAAUUAAAUAAUUUAAUGAAUUAUUACCUAUCUGAAAUAACAAAACGAUCAGACUACUAUAGAUCAUGUACAACGUAAAGUGACUUUGGCGAGGGAAUGAAUAUUCGAAAGAAUGGUUAUUGUCUGCCCGAGUGCCAUAGUACUUCAUUUUAACAAAUAGUCAUAGUCAUUGUUGAUUCUUUUAUAAAAAUGUAGUUAGACUGCAACAUGUAUGUAUUGUAUUUGGUUAUUGCAAAAAUAAUGUCGCCUGCACUAAAUUGAAAUAUAUAUGUACUUCUGAUAGUUGAUUAUUAUGCCAUUUUAUUGACAUUAAAUAAUAAAUAUACGUAAUAAGAAAUAAAUAGUUACCGUCAAUAAAGAUUGAAGGUAUCGAUAAUCUGCAAGUUAUUGCCGACUGAUUCUCUAAUUCUUCAGAUUUUUUUUUCUAUAUUUGUCUUUGAUCACGUAUCUUGCUCUGUAAAUUAGAAGAUAUAAAUCAUCAAUACAAAUUCAAGUUUGAUUUUAUUAAUGAUGAUGUUUGAGUUGCUUAUUUUUUAAAUAAAUAAUGAUUUUUAUGAAAAAGAAUAAGAUAAAUUAGUUGGAUAUUAUUAAAACUAUUAUUCCAAAGACUUUUCAUAUAUAAUUGUGAAUUAUUUUAUUUGUAUUAUAUUAAAUACUCGUCUUUUAAGUUAUAAGGUUAAAUUAGCAGAAUGUGUGUAUGUACUGUUAGCUAGAUUUUAAAUCCUAAUAUGUGAAAAUAUUUUUCAUUUGUGUAUAAUUAAUAUAAAAAGUAAUAGUUAUGCAAUUUGUAUCAAUUUUAACGUUAUCGUGACGACUACGAAGUGUUCGUUAAUUUAAUGUUGUAUGUAGAAGUGCGAAAUGUUUUGUAUGUAUUAUCUAUCUAUUGUAACAAUAAGCCGUAUGUGCCAUAUUCUUAAUAUCCUAUAUUUAUUUAAAUUUAUUGCAUUUAUCUGAAUUCUAAACUUUAAACAGACUUGUUUAAUACUAAGAUUUCCUAUUUUUUUUAUGUAUACAUAUUUUUAUAUUGACAAUUUUAGAGACUUUAAUAGUCAUAAUGUAUUGCAAUGCACCGAUACUUAAUUGUGAAUAAAACUUUAAUUAAAACUUGUAGAUAUUUUUAUUUUUUAUCCUCUAUAUUUAAUCUUAUGAUUCUUCGAAUUUGGCUUUCAAUAAAAUAUAUGUAAGUAAGGGUACUGA